CAACCGGAAGGAGCUGUUUGAAUGUGUCAUACCAUGUAGCUCCAGUCUGAAGUUAAACAGCCCGAUGAUGCCAGGCGUUUGAAAACCUGCUUUCUGCAAACGGAAGAAUACUACAGAUAAUGUAGCUGACACACGCCGAAAGACCGCCAUCUUUCAACCGCCUCUCUCUCCAUCAGCAGAUCAGAAGCGACAAUCGAUCCAUAUUUAAACCAUCGUCCAUUUCCCUAGAGAGUGAUGUCUGGAGCGUCGAGCAAUGACUGCCCUCACUUGGAGUGUGUGGGGGAGAUCACCAAGGAAGAACUCAUUCAGAAGUCUCACGGUCAGUGUCAGGACUGUAAAGUCGGAGGACCGAACCUUUGGGCCUGUCUAGAGAACGGCUGUUCAUAUGUUGGCUGUGGAGAGUCACAUGCGGAUCACAGCACUGUCCACUCUCAGGAGACGCGGCACAACCUGACAGUGAAUCUGACCACUUUGAGAGUGUGGUGCUACGCCUGCACAAAGGAGGUGUUCCUGGAAAGAAAACUGGGUCCACACACACACUCACCCAGCGCUGCCAAACCCAUCUCUCCAGUACAGGAUUCCAAAGCUCCCGGGAGCCCCACCUCCUUGAGAAUCCCUCCCGCGGGAAACUGUGAUGACCUGGACAUGGAAACUGAGGAGGAGGACGAACUGAGGACCAGAGGUCUGACUGGACUGAAGAACAUCGGCAAUACCUGCUACAUGAAUGCAGCGCUCCAGGCGCUCUCUAACUGUCCUCCACUGACUCAGUUUUUCUUGGACUGUGGCGGUCUGGUGAAGACAGACAAGAAGCCAGCGCUAUGCAAGAGCUAUCAGAAACUCAUCACAGACCUGUGGCACAAAAACAGGAACUCCUAUGUUGUUCCCACAAAUCUAUUCCAGGGCAUUAAGGCUGUAAACCCAAUGUUUCGUGGUUAUUCCCAACAGGACUCUCAGGAGUUCCUGCGUUGUCUGAUGGACCAACUCCACGAGGAGCUCAAGGAGCUCAUUCCUGAACCCGAGGACCCAAACCAAGCUUUGGCCAUGGAUGACAGUCCCGACGAGGACAACCACAGCCAAUCCGACGACUUCCAGUCCUGCGAGUCGUGCGGCAGCAGCGAUCGUGCCGAAAGCGAAGGCCCCAGAGUCCCAGAAGACAUCAACGAAGCGGAGAUGCUGAUGCCAGAGCAGAACCAAAACAACCGGGAUUGGCAGAAAGAGAAAAAUCUCAUCAACAACUUGUACCGUGCCGGUUCCCAUUGUGACCUGGAUAAAGACGUGGACACGACCACCGAGUCUAGGCCGAUUAUCAGCAGCCAAGGAGCCAUUAAAGCUCAGGGCCGAACUUCAGGUGAACAUUCAAACCCUGAAACCCAUGUCAGCAGUAGCGUCAGGCCGCAGAGUCCCUGUGGAAAUGAUGGAAUCACAUCUAGACUGUCCUGCAGUCCCCCCAAAUCCAUGUGGACAAACCUGAGCUCAACUCACAAGAAAGUACCCUCGUUCAACCCACCUAAGAGCAAGCGGCAGAGGAAAUAUCGCAGCAUCAUCUCUGAAGUGUUCGACGGCACCAUUGUCAGCUCAGUUCAGUGUCUGACCUGCGACCGGGUAUCGGUGACUUUGGAGAACUUCCAGGACAUCUCUCUGCCCAUCCCAGGGAAAGAGGACCUUGCCAAGCUGCACUCGUCCUCCCACCAGACGGCUCUUGUCAAGGCUGGUUCCUGUGGGGAAGCCUACGCCCCUCAAGGCUGGAUUUCUUUCGUCAUGGAAUAUAUCAAGAGUUGGUUCUGGGGGCCUGUGGUCACGCUGCAGGACUGUCUGGCUGCCUUUUUUGCCAGGGAUGAACUAAAAGGAGACAACAUGUACAGCUGUGAAAAAUGCAAGAAGUUACGGAAUGGGGUCAAAUUCUGCAAAGUUCAGAGUUUGCCAGAGAUUUUGUGCAUUCACCUCAAGCGCUUCAGACAUGAACUUAUGUUCUCCACCAAAAUCGGCACUCACGUGUCCUUCCCUUUGGAAGGCCUCGAGAUGCAGCCCUUCCUGGCCAAGGACAGCUCUGACCAGACCACCACCUACGACCUGCUGUCAGUCAUCUGUCACCACGGCACUGCCAGCAGUGGCCACUAUAUUGCCUAUUGUCGAAAUGAACUGAACCAGCAGUGGUACGAGUUUGAUGACCAGAGUGUUACUGAGGUGUCUGAGUCCUGUGUUCAAAACGCAGAGGCAUAUGUGCUCUUUUACAAGAAGAGUAAUGACGAGUCUCAGAAAGAGAGGCGGAAGGUGACCAGUCUGCUCAACAUGAUGGAGCCAAGCCUCCUGCAGUUCUACAUCUCCCGCCAGUGGCUGAACAAGUUCAAAACCUUCGCUGAGCCAGGACCCAUCUCCAACCAUGACUUCCUGUGUGCCCACGGAGGUAUUCCGCCAAAUAAAGCCACAUCCAUUGAUGAUCUUGUUAUGAUGCUUCCCCAAAGUGUAUGGGAUCAUCUGUAUAGCAGGUACGGAGGCGGCCCCGCUGUCAAUCACUUGUAUGUCUGCCACACCUGCCAGACCGAGAUCGAGAAGCUGGAGAAACGCCGCAAGAAUGAGCUGGACAUGUUUGUUCGGCUCAAUAAGGCGUUUCAGGAGGAGGAGUCUCCUGUGGUGAUAUACUGUAUCAGCAUGCAGUGGUUCCGGGAAUGGGAAGGCUUUGUCAAAGGCAAGGACAUUGAUCCACCGGGGCCAAUUGAUAACUCCAAGAUUGCUAUAAAUAAAAAUGGACACAUCACAUUAAAGCCAGGUGCCGAUUCAGGUCAGAUAUCAGAAGAGACCUGGAACUUCCUCCAUUCCAUCCACGGAGGAGGGCCGGUGGUGACCGUGCGGCCCAGUGUCAGCCAUCAGGAGUCGGAGAGUUCUCAAGCAGAGGAGAAGAUCGAAGUGGAGACGCGCUCGGUGUAGUUGCGCCGAGAUGCUGCUGGGCCGCAAGGGGACCGACAAACUUCUUAUUUUGCACUUCACUUUAGUUUUUCAAGCAUUCUAGCAAAGGACCUGACAGCUUCACCUCAACAUACACACUCUUUACACCCUUUAUGACUGUUCUUUAUAGCAGACGGGUGGAUUAAUCAUCCUCCUGUGUGCUUCACAUGUGUAUAUAUCGUGCAUAUCCACUUCCUUUUGACACUAGAAACCAAUUUUCACAGUCCAUUAAUGCAUUCGAUAUCUGUGUGCAACUGCAUUCAUGACAGAAUUUGCUUCGCCUGAACCAAAUAGACCAUGAUUUGCGUACAGCGAAAAAGUCCACUGCAUCUGUACAUAUUUUUGAGGCACUGCCUCGCUUAAGAAAAUGAAAGAAUACGUUGUCUUAGUGGAUGAAAGCUUCAUGUUUUGGGUAUGAAGGGAUACUAAAAGCUACGUAGUCUCAGGAAAGAACAUAUUCGUUUUGCACUGUACUGUAGAUUCAAAAGGUGCAUGCUUCAGCUCUGAUGUUCCAUAUGUAUUUGAAUGUACUAGUACUUAAAGAACACGCGUUCCUGCACUAAAUGUUAUUUAUUCCAGAAGGGUAUGAUUAUUCCGGCAUUCAUGGACGUUUUUUCUUUGUUGGAAAAUGAUUUGACAAGGUAAAGCAGACAAAGCAGAAUGCGCGCUAAUAGGAAUGAUGUGGCACAUUAUGCUGGCAAGAAAAUCGAUUUCUUCAUUUUUAUUUGUUGCAUGGAGAUGCAAACAAUAAGGUGCGCAUUUGAACACAUCAAUGGCUGUCUUGUUUAAAAAUGCUAUGUAAAAGGAAAAAAAAAAAAAUCAGAUCAAUUAAAUCCUGCUGCCGCACAUGUGUACAUUCAAGGCAUUAUUUAAUGUAUAGAAGGAUGUGAUGUUUUUCGAUAUUAAUUGUCCGCAGAGACGAAAGCUGUAUCUGAGUGGCUACUAUUAAACCCCAAAACUUGUGCUGUC
Rhinichthys klamathensis goyatoka is the source of this 3912-nucleotide messenger RNA. RefSeq names its product ubiquitin specific peptidase 33 (gene usp33). The coding region runs from base 235 to 2925 and encodes 896 amino acids. Gene Ontology annotation, biological process: protein deubiquitination. Gene Ontology annotation, molecular function: cysteine-type deubiquitinase activity; zinc ion binding. The transcript has 24 exons. The record is from RefSeq and is a predicted model, not a curated record. Lineage: Eukaryota; Metazoa; Chordata; Actinopteri; Cypriniformes; Leuciscidae.